AUGUCUCGUUCUUUAUACCCGAAGUUUGCACCAGACGAUGAACGUUUUGUCUCAACCAGACCUUCUUUUCCCACAGUGUCGUCGCCAACUUCAAGUGAACCGGAAAGCAGCAGCAAUGCAGAUAGUUAUGACGAGGCAGUGGUUCGAAGGAUAUUAGCUUGUGAUAGCAAGGAAUGGUAUGAUAUACUAGGGGUGAGCGAAACAUGCUCGACGGAAGAGGCCAAUAGGGCCUUUAGAACUAUUUCAUUUGUUGUUCACCCCGAUAGGAACAAGUCUCCAGGUGCGAAAGCAGCAUUUCAAGCGAUAAAUAAUGCUGCUGAGGCUCUAAGAGCCGGAGAAAACUACCAGGGAAUUGAGAGUACGGAGCCGGCUACAGAGGACCAAGCGCCACAGCCUGAGAAGCAUCCAGAACCCACGGCUUUCCAGAAGGAGGUAUACGGGAAUGCUACGCCGCAUAUACAGCACAUUCUGCUUAGUGGUCUAAGCACCGGAAUCCAGGAAAAGCUAGACAAGCUGAAUGAAACAAUCGAGGCCAAGAACAAAGAAGGCAAUCCAACUGCGGGCAGUAUAGAGUCUGGACAGGGCGCCAUCCCGUACCAUACCUAUGAGGGUUACUGGGAUGUGUCCCAGAGACACCAAAGCCUGCUCGCAAAGGAUACUACAGCGCUAAGCUGGUCGGAUAAAGUGCAGCGGGAGGUAGCAGAAAAGGCGCUCCCAGCUAUGGCUAUGACAGUUGAUGAUUUCAAUAAAGAGCGUGGGUAUCCACUGGAAUGGAACUGGUCGCGAGCUUCAUUCCCUCAGUUCUUUCCAGCUCCUCAAGGUCCUCAAGGUCCUCAACCUCCUCAAGGUCCUCAACCUCCUCAACCUCCUCAAGGUCCUCAAGGUCCUCAACCUCCUCAACCUCCUCAACCUCCUCAACCUCCUCAAGCUCCUCAGACUGAUGACGGGCUAGUGGAGGUAGAGGAGCCAGUGCCGACUCCUAUUCGAGAUUCAGGCAACACCAGAGAAGGCCAUAAAAUUAUGGGUGUCGUACGAGCCGGUAGUAGAGGAUAUCGAUUUUUGACUUGGAAUAACAAGGAUUGGAGGAAAGAAAAUGCCCUGGAUCUUCGGGCAGGUGGAGAUAUAGGGUAUGAUGUGGUUGACACAUUCUUCGAAGACCAUGAACUAAGUGCCUACGACCUUUCAAAUUCGAAAACCAAGAUUUCUAGAGAGCAAGAUGCGAAAAACUACCGAUACAUUGCCGCAAUCGGGUCCAGCCCGAUUAAAAUAGAGAAGUUAAACCGCGGUCCAAGAUAUCCGACCAGCUACUCACUCACCUCUUUCCAGGAGAUGACGAAAACUGGACCUAAAACAUAUGAGCACAUCCUAGAUAGGACUGCAUUAGUAAAGCUGCUUGGUCCAGUCGCCGCGGACACGGAGAUCGCAAAUUUUUACACAAAACGUAAUAUUACAGCACCAUGGGAGGUGGGACCACUCGCUCAGACUACUGGGAAAGCCAGAGCUAUCGAUUUAGUUGAUAUCGGUAGACCUACAGCUCAAAGGAUCCUUCCUACGGCUACAACUUUUGUCAACCCUCUUAUGGCUACAGCCACACCUGUCGUCAACCCUCUUACGGCUACAGCUACACCUGUCGUCAACCCCCUCAUGGCUACAGCUACACCUGUCGCCAACCCUCUCAUGGCUACAGCACCUGUCGUCAACCCUCCAGUCGAUACUCCUAUGACAGGCAUGCUUUCUACUACCAGCCCAGAUACCGCGAAUGAGCAGCGGCGACUAAUGGGCGAGGUUGAGGGUCUAAAGUCUCAGAUGGAGGAAAUGAUGGCACUUAUGAGACGGCUUCAGCCGGCCCCUGCCGUAACAAGUUUUGCUGGAUAG
This is a messenger RNA of Venustampulla echinocandica, 1875 nucleotides long. RefSeq lists its product as uncharacterized. Gene Ontology annotation, biological process: cellular response to misfolded protein. The record is from RefSeq and is a predicted model, not a curated record. Bases 1 to 1875 code for a protein of 624 amino acids. Lineage: Eukaryota; Fungi; Ascomycota; Leotiomycetes; Helotiales; Pleuroascaceae. Gene Ontology annotation, molecular function: Hsp70 protein binding. Gene Ontology annotation, cellular component: endoplasmic reticulum membrane. The transcript has 2 exons.